Molecule: messenger RNA, 435 nt
Organism: Cucumis melo (muskmelon)
Lineage: Eukaryota; Viridiplantae; Streptophyta; Magnoliopsida; Cucurbitales; Cucurbitaceae
Product: S-protein homolog 1-like
Exons: 1
Coding region: 1-435 (144 amino acids)
Source: RefSeq, a predicted model, not a curated record
AUGGUUAAAAAGAAAAUGAUGAUGAGAAAUGUGGUGGUUUUGUGGCUUGCCACGGCAGCUUUGGUCGGGGCUCAAGUCCCCAGUUGGUCAGUUUCGAUCGUAAAUGAGCUCAGUCACCUCGAUUUGAAUGUGCAUUGUCGAUCCAAGAACGAUGAUUUGGGAAAUCAUCACUUGGUUAAACGUGGAGAUAUUUACAAAUGGAGCUUUAAGGAAAACUUUUGGGGAACAACCUUGUUUUGGUGUACAUUGGAGAAGUCAGAUGCGUACGUCUCUUUUGAAAGCUUUUGGCCCGAAUCAUGGACUAACACUUGGCUUCGUGAUAGGUGUGGGCCUGAAGGAACUUGUAUUUGGGUUGCUAAAGAUGGUGGAAUUUAUUUGAAAAAUAAUCCUGCUAAUCGUGAUGAAUUUGUUCACAAAUGGUGGAUAGGAAAGUAA